AUGCGUUCCCUCUCCGCUACAGGGAGCGUUACUCUCCUACUACUUAGCCUGGCGGCUGCCGUGCCUCACAGGACCCGGACGACGAGGUACGCUGUCAACAAGGAUCGAGCCGACGCCGUCAAGGAGGCAUUCCAGGUGUCCUGGGAUGGGUAUCACCGAUAUGCCUUUCGGCAUGACUCCCUGCGGCCUGUGACCAACGGGUUCGCGGAUGACAGAAACGGUUGGGGGGCAAGCGCCGUUGACGCCUUCAGCACGGCACUGGUCAUGGAGAAGUGGGAUGUUGUCGACCGGAUUCUAGCGUACAUCCCCGAAAUCGACUUUGACACCACCACGACUGAGGUGUCCCUGUUCGAGACCACCAUUCGCUAUCUUGGGGGCCUUUUGGAGCUGACGUAUGCACCAGCCUACGACCUCCUCACCGGCCCGCUAAACGACCACAUCAAGCAGAUCUCGGAUGUGGAAGCAAUCCUCAGCCAGGCAAAACGGCUGGCCGACAAUCUCAAGGUGGCCUUCGACACCCCCAGCGGCGUGCCCGACAAUAAUCUUUUCUUCAAUCCCCCGCGCAAGGGAGGCUCAACAACAAACGGCAUUGCCACCAUUGGCACGCUGGUGCUCGAGUGGACGCGCCUAAGCGAUCUCUCCAACGACACCGAGUACGCGAACCUGGCGCAGAAGGGCGAGUCCUACCUCCUCCACCCCCAGCCAAAGUCAGGGGAGCCGUUCCCGGGGCUUCUGGGGACCAAUGUGCGGCUCUCGGACGGGCACUUUGUCGACAGCAACGGCGGCUGGGGUGGCGGUACCGAUAGCUUCUACGAGUAUCUCAUCAAGAUGUACCUGUACGACCGGGAGCGCUUCGCCGAAUACCGGGACCGGUGGGUCUUGGCCGCCGACUCGUCCAUCGAGCACCUCGUCUCGCAUCCGACGACACGGCCGGAGCUGACCUUCCUCGCCAUGUGGCGGGGCAAGGAGCUGCGUUUUGUUUCCGAGCACUUGGCGUGCUUCAACGGCGGCAACUUCAUCCUCGGCGGGCUGACGCUCAACGAGCCGGCCUACACGGAAUUCGGUCUUAAGCUCGUCGACGGCUGCCACGAGACGUACACCUCGACAGCAACGGGAAUCGGGCCCGAAAUCUUUGCCUGGCAGGACGCGGCACACCCGCUCAACGCGACCAACAACCCGCCAGCGCCGGCGAACCAAGCCGCCUUCUACAGCAGCUCGGGCUUCUGGAUCACCAACGGCAACUACGUCCUCCGGCCCGAAGUCAUCGAAAGCUAUUACUAUGCCUACCGCGCGACGGGCGACCCAAAGUACCAGGACUGGGCGUGGGAGGCGUUUGAGCGGGUGCGCGAGACGUGCCGCGUCGGGAGCGGCUUCUCGAGCAUAAGGGACGUGAACCGGCCUGGAGGCGGCGGGUAUCAUGAUUUUCAGGAGAGCUUUUGGUUUGCCGAGGUCUUGAAGUACAGUUAUUUGAUUCAUGCCGAGGAUGCCCCGUGGCAGGUCAAGGCUGAUCAUACAAAUGAGUUUGUGUAUAAUACUGAGGCGCAUCCGAUACGGGUCGCGGCGCCGCGGGCAGGGGAGACGGUGAGCAGGUAGAUGGUUUGCGGAGCCGGAGUGUGUAAAUUUUAUUUGGAUAGUGCUAAUGGACGUGAUGCUUCGUUUCCACACUUGAUGUAUCUUCUCCUCCACACGCCAUCCAAAAUAUGAACAUCAACAUGAGUUGAAAUUCAUAAUACGCUCUUCCCCGACAUAAGCAUCGUCAAUCG
Molecule: messenger RNA, 1763 nt
Organism: Parathielavia appendiculata
Lineage: Eukaryota; Fungi; Ascomycota; Sordariomycetes; Sordariales; Chaetomiaceae
Product: glycoside hydrolase family 47 protein
Exons: 5
Coding region: 1-1593 (530 amino acids)
Biological process (GO): mannose trimming involved in glycoprotein ERAD pathway; carbohydrate metabolic process
Cellular component (GO): endoplasmic reticulum; membrane
Molecular function (GO): mannosyl-oligosaccharide 1,2-alpha-mannosidase activity; calcium ion binding
Source: RefSeq, a predicted model, not a curated record